This is a messenger RNA of Toxotes jaculatrix (banded archerfish), 2610 nucleotides long. It is a transcript of the gene gnaz, whose product is annotated as guanine nucleotide binding protein (G protein), alpha z polypeptide. Gene Ontology annotation, molecular function: GTP binding; GTPase activity; G protein-coupled receptor binding. Gene Ontology annotation, biological process: adenylate cyclase-modulating G protein-coupled receptor signaling pathway. Bases 845 to 1912 code for a protein of 355 amino acids. The transcript is spliced from 3 exons. Lineage: Eukaryota; Metazoa; Chordata; Actinopteri; Toxotidae. Gene Ontology annotation, cellular component: heterotrimeric G-protein complex. The record is from RefSeq and is a predicted model, not a curated record.
CUGCCUUGGAGCAAACAAGAGAGGAUAUAGAACACAGACGUUAAUAAUACGGAGAAAGAGGGGCGCUAGAAGAGAGAUAUGUACGUGAGUGUGUGUGUGUGCGUGUGUGACCCUGUGAAUAUGAGGAAGAUAUGAAUAUGAAGCAGCAGGACUAAAGGUGGAUUGCACAUAGCCUUUCUCUCCCUGCAAGGGCUUGUCUGCAGUAUCCUUUGUAAAUGGAUGCUGGCUUGUGAACACGACUCAGAGGCCUUCAGUUAUCGGGGAGAUAUCACACCGCAAAAGAAGCAGAAAGGAUUUCAUCAGGAAGAUCAAGCGAACCAGACCAAAUAUCGAACUGAAGUGGAUGGUUGCAGAAGCCAAACAAGGGCAACGCACCACAAGAGCCAUGUGGGAGGAGAGUGAGGGAGUUUUGCUAUUCACACACAUCAAGUCCAAACACUUCCUCUACUGACAUACGCUGAACCUUACCCAGCCCUCCUCAACAGCUUUUCCUCAGGGGGAGCCCCUGCUAUGAACCCCAGCUCCCUUGGCUUCAGCAGGCAGUCCAACCUCAGUGCCAGGCGCUGUGUGGGCAUCCCACAAGUCUGGGUUUUGCCCACACAGGACUCUCAGACUGCCCCUGAACAAAAAGAAUGAAAUACUCCUGAGUCACUCCUCUGUGUGGUGGCUCUCCUGUCUAGUGUUAAAUUGGUCUGUUGUGAAGUUUUGUCUGCCUCUUCCCCACCAACCUCCUACCUUUAGUGAAAACUCUCUCCAACUCUUUUCAGUCACCGCUUCAUUAUAAUUUGCUUUCACAUCAAGCAGCAGCACGAGUUCCUUUGUGCUCACCACGUGGUGGAGGACCAUGGGAUGCCGUCAGAGCUCGGAGGAGAAGGAAGCCGCGAGGCGCUCGCGGCGAAUUGACCGCCACUUGCGCUCAGAGAGUCAACGGCAGCGGCGUGAGAUCAAGCUACUAUUGCUGGGCACCAGCAACUCCGGCAAAAGCACCAUUGUCAAACAGAUGAAGAUCAUCCACAGUGGAGGCUUCAAUCUGGAGGCAUGCAAGGAGUACAAGCCCCUCAUUCUGUACAAUGCCAUCGACUCUCUCACCCGCAUUAUCCGGGCCCUCACCACCCUCAAGAUCGACUUUCACAAUCCUGAUCGCGCCUACGAUGCCGUGCAGCUCUUUGCCCUCACAGGGCCGGCUGAGAGCAAGGGCGAGAUCACUCCAGAGUUGCUGGGGGUCAUGAAACGUCUGUGGGCUGACUCAGGGGUGCAGGAGUGCUUUCAACGAUCCAAUGAGUACCACUUAGAGGACAACACUGCCUACUACCUGAACGACCUGGACCGCAUUUCUGCACCCGAGUACAUCCCUACUGUUGAGGACAUCCUACGGUCCCGCGACAUGACCACCGGCAUUGUGGAGAACAAGUUCACCUUCAAAGAGCUCACCUUCAAGAUGGUAGAUGUGGGCGGACAGCGUUCAGAAAGAAAGAAGUGGAUCCACUGUUUCGAGGGCGUGACUGCAAUCAUUUUCUGUGUCGAGCUAAGUGGCUAUGACCUCAAACUCUACGAGGACAACCAGACGAGCCGUAUGGCCGAGAGCUUGCGCCUUUUCGACUCCAUCUGCAACAACAACUGGUUCACCAACACAUCGCUCAUCCUUUUCCUCAACAAGAAGGACCUGUUGGCUGAGAAGAUCAAACGCAUUCCUCUGACAGUGUGCUUCCCUGACUACAAAGGUCAGAACACCUACGAAGAGGCAGCUGUCUAUGUGCAACGGCAGUUUGAGGACCUCAACCGCAACAAGGAGACCAAGGAGAUCUAUUCGCACUUCACCUGUGCCACUGACACCAGCAACAUCCAGUUUGUGUUCGACGCUGUCACGGACGUGAUCAUCCAGAACAAUCUCAAGUACAUUGGGCUGUGCUAGGACCUGACGCAGGGUGUCGGGGGUGGGGGGGUGGGUAAAGCGGGCUGCUUGGCAGCGGUUGGCCUGCCAUCAGGCUGAAUAAACAAAAGGCAUGUCAGUCUGCCUGACGGGUUUAUCUCUUUGAAGAGGUGCAACAGAGAACUGCAAAGGAAAUGAGGUAGUAAGAUGGUCAGGGAUAGACGAUUCUGUAGAUUAAACUGUUUCAAUUGAAACAACGGAGCUGGCCAUGGUCAAGAUGGGAUUUUUACCCAAUGUGUUUGCACUGAAUAUGAGUAUGCAGAGACACCCAAACACACAUACACACACACACACACACACACACACUGACACACAACCUUAUGUUUGCUCACACACAAGAUCUUUGGAUCAACAGUCAAGCACUUGUUUGACAAGGCAACACUGGAAAUUCUAGACAGCUACCCCUACCUGCCUGCCAAACCUGAGACUGAGUAGAAGGUCUGUGCUGGUGGUUUUCAGUUACUUUUGUCUCCUUUAUUUUAUUUGCCUGAGUCAAUUAAUGCUGCUUUACAAGACGAAUUUUGACAGAAUCAAUGUUCUCUUUUGGAUUUUCACCCUAACAAUGGUAACCAGUGAGUGCACCUGAUGAGAUGUAGAGUGAGCCUGUAUUUCUGAGAAAAAAAAAAAAAAAAUGUCAGUAGACAUGAUGUCACAGGGUUUCUGCCUAAAAGAGGAAACUG